UUUGAAUAGAGAAGUUUGACAGAGCGCAGCAGCAGCAGCAGGGCUUCCAGCUGAACUUCAGUAUCUGAGAGAGAGAGAGAGAGCGCGAGCGAGCGCGUGAGAGAGAGAGAGAGAGAGUGUGUGUGUGUUUGGUCCAUGCGAGCAAGCUCUAUCCAGCGUGAGAGAGCGUGAGGGACACGCACACAGCACGCACACUCACAGGACCAUCCGCGCACAAGCGACGCUCCACUGCUCCGCUGUUGCAUGUGCGAGACACACGCACCCGCGAGAAUAGUACGACCGAGACGAAGACGAAAGAGAAGGAGGACCCUCUCUCCGCUGUCACGAGCGCAAACGAGGUGGUCUUCCCGACAGAGAGCGAGAAGACAGACGCGGAGAGAAACGACGGGAAGCUCUGCGAGCCCCAGAUAACUUUAGAACUUCCACAGCUUUCCCCCCCUUCUGGUUUUACCCCUCUUUCCCUUCUUUCUGCUGGGAUUUUGCCAUGGAUGUGCUACCCAUGUGCAGCAUUUUUCAGGAGCUCCAGAUCGUCCACGACACGGGCUACUUCUCAGCGCUGCCCUCGCUUGAAGAAUACUGGCAACAGACAUGUUUGGAAUUGGAGCGCUACCUCCAGAGCGAACCAUACGUCUCAGCGUCUGACCUGAAAUUUGAGAGCCAGGAGGACUUGUGGAGCAAACUGAUCCUGGCCUGCGGGGACUCAAAGAGCGAUUCGGACUCAACCCUCCCGCGGGUCAAGGAAGACCCUGACAAUCAGGACAGCCAGGCUCUGGAGACCAACAGCGUCAACUCGGACGUCAGCAGCGAGGCGUCGGACAGCUCAGAGGAACUCUCGCCCACCCACAGCUUUAGCUCCAACCCUCUGGGCUCGGUGUUGUCUGAGACUGGACACUUGGGUUCGUCCAUCAUCGCCACGCCCCCGUCUUCACCGGAGGCGCUGCAGGAGCCCGGUGCGGCCCAGGUAUGGGGCUCCAUACAGACUGAACUGCAUCUGCCCAUCAAGAUCAGGCACGGGGGAAUGGCCAAGGUCUCAGGGGCGGAUAAGUCGGGUUUGGCAGGAGGGGACACGUCUCCAGACGGCAGGAGGAGAGUGCACAGGUGUCACUUCAACGGCUGCCGGAAAGUUUACACAAAGAGUUCUCACUUAAAAGCACAUCAGCGUACUCACACAGGUGAGAAGCCGUACAGGUGUUCAUGGGAAGGCUGUGAGUGGCGUUUUGCGCGCAGCGACGAGCUAACCCGGCACUUCAGGAAGCACACGGGUGCAAAGCCAUUUAAAUGCAGUCACUGUGACAGGUGCUUCUCCAGGUCAGACCACCUGGCCCUGCACAUGAAGAGGCACCUCUAAAGCAGGUCGUGGCCGCGCGCCGUCUGGGGAUAUGUUCGUUUGUAUCCUGACCAGCCUCCUGGUUGACCUGCCCUUUGUUUAAGGGAGGGUAGCGGAGUGUGUUCCAGCCAAAGCAUGCCAUUUUGCACCGAAUCCUGUGCCUCCGGGUCCCUCGGGAGAAAGGCCUACUGACUGGUUGUGGAAAAAAAAAAACAGAAAAAUGAAAGGACGAGACAAAAUCAUGUGCGAAGAAGAGACGAAUGAAGGACUUUAAAAAUGACAAAAAAAAAAGUUACUAAAAAAAAAGGAAAAAAAAUCAGUCAAAAAAACAACAACAACACGAAUGAAUGAAUGAUGUGUGAUGAAUGGUGCAUGUUUUGGGACAACUCCUGGACAACCAAUACACUGGUACUUAUAAAAAAAAGCCUGUCUGAGGGUGAACGGAUGAGUUCGCUGAGUGUGAGGGUGACUGUAUGGUGUGUGAGCUGAGGAAAAGGCUGGGACAGGACGGGAUGGGAUAGGAGGGCAUGGGGUGGGGGAAUGGAGAGGAAAGGAGGGGGUACCACCAGUGUGUCUACCACUGCACACUGGAUGAAUGGUGUUGGGUGGAAUCAAGUUCCGUUUUUUGUUUCCUUGCACACUGUGAGGAAACCAAACAAAACAAAAACCAGUGUGUCCACUCGCCAGAAGCAGUGGAAGCAGGGACUCCUUCCAAACCCCCCCAGGCUCUGUAUCGCAAUGGGGGUGUGGAGGGUUUAGUUAUGUCUAACCCCACCCACUCACCCUGACCCUACCCUACCCAACCCAACCCUACAGACUCCUUUUAGAGAGAGGGUCUAAAGAGAGUUCCCAGCCCUGAAUGAAAGUGGCUUUUUGGUGUUUGGUGCAGCUACUAAAUGUGCAAUGUGUUCAGUAGCUUGUUUUCUCAACAAGCUACAAAAAAGCUCUUUUGUUGUCCAUUGUAUAAGCUGUGUGCUUAGAGAUAAAACACAAAAAACUAUAACUUCACUAUCAUAGACAGGUGUUGCAUGGUAUUAGGGUUUGUACUCUUUUUUUCCUGUUCUUUGUUAUCAGGACUGCUAAUAGAUUCCAAUAAAGUGCAGCUAAAUACGAAUGGUUAAAUGUUACAAUAUUGUACAUAAAUGGAUUGAUGAUGAUUCUUCUCUUUGAAUCCCCCCCUGCUUAUGCCUUUUAUUUUUUUAUUUUCUUUGGCGAGGAUAAACCACUAUUGCUUAGCAUUCAUUUUAGUCACAUAGCUGUUUCCCUUUUCACUCCUUUCGCUCUGUUCUCUCUGUCUCUCCCCCUCUUGUUCUCUCUCUCUCUCCAUUUUUACCUGUUAUUAAUGCACUGUUGACCUUAAUGGUGCCUUAUGCAAGUGACCUUGUCCUGUGGAAUAGAUUGGUCCUUGGGGGUCACAUACAAUGUCUUGUAUGAGUGAUCGGAUUAGCUUUAUUAAGGCUCCAUUUCCCCUGAAAACGCACCUUUCUUUUUCGGAAGAGGCCACUCCGACCAAACCAUAGACAGAGAAUAUAUUAGCUUUCAUUAAUUUAGAUUUAACACAAUAUUCUGAUAUUUGAACUGAAAUAAGUAGCGCAAUUAGAGCAAAGUCUGUAUGAUAAUUUCACCAUGCAAAAGCACUUAAAUCAGUAACUACAGUGUAAUAUCUAAUACUAACACUGUUCAUUCGACUUGGCAAGAUUGGAAUUGUUGGAAUGGUAUCCAAAAAAAGAAGAGAAAAAAAAAUGGUAGAAUCUGAUGAAGCUGCAAAACUGGUCCUUGCGUAACAAACACAGAAGUCUGGAGGGCAAUGAGGAGAAAAUAACGCAGCUGCUUUGACAGGCGUUUGGCACCGAGGUUUAAAAGGCCCCAGGCCUGAACCCCCUGCAACUAAGACUAAGAGGAAAAAAACUAAAGAUUUAUUGUAAUUAACAAGCCUUCGCAGGACAGGCCUUGCCUUGUACUGCAUCUGUGUAAUGAAUUACUAAAGGCUUUGCUGGCAUAGACUCUGCCACAGACUGCUGACUCUGGCAGUUCGCUAUUGACCUGUCUGGAUGGCGUUGUUUUAGCCCAGCAACAGUAUUAUGGAAACAGAGAACAGGCAUCCAGAAAGAUAAAGAUAAAUCGCUUCUUUUCAGCUUGUACAAUGUACAUUUACAGCCAUCGAAUCGAACCGCCUAUGGGCGAGCAGACAGGUCCCCUGGGUGCUGGCUGGGUGUAUAUGUAUUGUAAGCAUUUUAGCUUUUUGAGAUCUGAUCUGCUUUACUGCUGUUUUACCACUUUUCUUCUCUUUUUUGGGCCAACAAUUGAUCAAAAUCUCUACACGCAAAUAUCUCAAUAACUUCUUCUCCAAAAGACUAAACAGCUCUGACACAGCCGGACGGAUAGUAACGCUCUUUAUCAGGGAAGUGCUGCACUUUGUCUCCAGAGUGAAAUCUGACAGGGCAGCCGAGCUCCGCGGGUUUUAGAUCAGAUUGGAGGAGCUGUAGGAGGAUCAGCGCAGAGAUGCUCGCUGCCACAAAACCCGAGCCAGCAAGGUCUUUGUGGGCAAAGAGAACAGUACAUCCCGCCUCUGAAACUGUGGCCAACAUCAUUCAAGCGGCAAUAGAGCCUUAAUGAAAGCCUCUCAUUUUUUUUGCUUGUAACUAUAACCAACGCUUUCUAUCACUCUUUUCUCUCACAGUUUCCCCUGUUGUCUAUUAUAGAAUAUUUGUAAAAAAUUGAACAGAAAGAAAAGUUAAAAAUGAAAUACAAAAAAAACAUUUUCUAAGAUUUUUAUUUGUUCUUGCUUUAUAUAAAUUUUAUUUGAAAUUGUUUUGCAAAAUUGUUCUAUUUCUGUAUGAAUGUAUUUUUUAUUGGAAUAAUAAGAAAUUCUUAUCAGACAUCA
Astyanax mexicanus (Mexican tetra) is the source of this 4211-nucleotide messenger RNA. It is a transcript of the gene klf6a, whose product is annotated as Kruppel-like factor 6a. The transcript is spliced from 4 exons. NCBI's taxonomy places the organism in Eukaryota, Metazoa, Chordata, Actinopteri, Characiformes, Acestrorhamphidae. Gene Ontology annotation, biological process: regulation of transcription by RNA polymerase II. Gene Ontology annotation, molecular function: DNA-binding transcription factor activity, RNA polymerase II-specific; RNA polymerase II cis-regulatory region sequence-specific DNA binding. The coding region runs from base 485 to 1348 and encodes 287 amino acids. The record is from RefSeq and is a predicted model, not a curated record.